Molecule: messenger RNA, 3060 nt
Organism: Naegleria fowleri
Lineage: Eukaryota; Heterolobosea; Eutetramitea; Acrasida; Naegleriidae
Exons: 3
Coding region: 1-3060 (1019 amino acids)
Biological process (GO): trehalose biosynthetic process
Cellular component (GO): cytosol
Molecular function (GO): catalytic activity
Source: RefSeq, a predicted model, not a curated record
AUGCAAAAUCCUCAAUCCAGAGAGGACUCGAAUAAGAGAGAAAGGAGUACACCUCCUCCUCCCCCAGAACGACCCAGAUCUCCCUCCAGUGCCUCUUUUCUUUUAAACUUUGAUAAAAAGACUGUGGUGAACACUGGAACUCCUGGAGCUUUAAGGAGAAGUGGUGGUGUUGGUGUUGGCUCAUCAUCGUCUCCCUCACCAGUGAUGAUGGGAAGUAAGACCAAUCGGACACCACCUCCAUCCAAAACCAGUAGUAGUAGUAGUAGUAUUUCGACCACCACCACCACCACUAGUAGUACUAGUAAUAGUAGUAGCAGUGUUUCGACCACAACCAGUAGUGGAUUAAAACCAAAACCUUUUGCUCUCAAUGAAUUUAAGGAUGAGAUUUUAAAUCUUUCAAAUUCCACACCCAGUACUGUGGUGGAGCAAGUGGAGGAAUUCAAGUUUGGUGAUUUGAUUGUAGUGUCCAAUCGUUUACCCAUGACCAUUAGUAGAAAUCCAAAUGCAAAAUCGACUUUUGCCACAGGAUUGAAUUCUUCUUCUCAAAAGAUCUCGUGCAAUGAUUCACAAAAUUCUUCUCAUGGAGUGUCGGAUGGAAAGAAGGCAACUGCCAUGAUGAUGCAUCAUCAUAAUCACCAUUCAGGAACGAACAAACCACAUGAACAACAACAGCAUAAUCAACAACAACAAGUACCACCUCAUCAAGAAAGCACACCUUCCAAUUUCUUGUUUAAAAAGAGUAGUGGAGGUCUUGUUACAGCUCUCACUGGAAUGUGUAAGGGUCAAUUCAAAAAAGACUUUAAAUGGAUUGGAUGGAUUGGAACUGCAGAGUUUGAAUUGGAGGAAGAGAAAGAAGAGCUGAGAAAUGAACUUGCCAAUUUCAAUCAGUUUCCAGUAUUCUUGGAAGCCGAGGAAGCACACAAGUAUUACGAUGGAUUCAGUAAUGGAGUUUUGUGGCCUCUCUUUCAUUACUUGUAUGAAAAGAAUGUCACAUUCAAUAUGGCAGAAUGGGAGGCUUAUCAAAGAGUGAAUGAAAAGUUUGCAGAUGCUGUUUUGGAAGUCUAUAAGGAAAAUGACGCUGUUUGGAUUCAUGAUUAUCAUUUAAUGCUAUUACCAGCCAUUCUCAGACAACGUCGACCAGAUAUUAACAUUGCCUUCUUCCUUCACAUUCCAUUUCCUUCAAGUGAAAUUUAUCGAAUUCUUCCUGUUCGUUCACAACUCUUGGAAGGUCUGUUGGCGUCGAAUAUGGUUGCAUUUCACACGUAUGACUUUGCAAGACAUUUUCUUUCAAGUUGCACUCGUACUCUCGGUUCUGACACAACUCCUCGUGGCUUGCUUCAUAAGGGUCUUUUCGUCUCUGUGCACUCUCUACCCAUCGGAAUUGAUCCAAACAUGUUUCGUGAAGGUGUUCAAAGUGAAGAUUGUCGAAAGAUCUUGGAUGAUUUCAAGAAUGUGAAAUAUAAGGGAAAGAAAAUUGUGUUGGGUAUCGAUCGUUUGGAUUACACAAAAGGAGUGCAAUUGAAAUUCGAGGCCUUUGAAAAGUUCUUGACAAAUUAUCCACAAUACGCCAAUGAUACUGUGUUGAUUCAAGUCGGUGUUCCCACACGACCCAAUGUUCUUGAAUAUCAAGAAUUGUUGAGUAAUGUCAAUGAAACAACUGGAAGAAUUAAUUCCACAUUUGGAACAUUGACUCAUGGAUUUCCUGUUCAUUUCCUGUACAAGAGCGUGGCCUUGCCUGAAUUAUGUGCAUUGUAUACCUUGGCUGACGUAUGUUUGGUCACGUCCAUUCGAGAUGGAAUGAAUUUGGUGAGUUCUGAAUAUGUGGUUUGUCAAGACGAAGCAGUUCGAUUGGGACUGAAGGCUGUCAAGGAACUGGGUGUGUUGAUAUUGAGCGAAUUUGCUGGAGCGGCUCGAUCUCUGGGAGGUUCUAUCAUUAUUAAUCCCAAUAUUUCCAUCAUUAUGAGAAACACUGCAUCCCAAUGGGCCUGUGAUUUCAUGCAAGAAUUUGAAGCUGCUUGUAGAUAUCAAAAAGAUCCUACUGUUUUCAACAAGCUCACUUUGAAGGGUCUUCCUGUCUUGAAACCUGAAAGACUCAUUCCAGAAUAUCAAUCUGAACAAAAGAGACUCUUCCUCUUUGACUAUGAUGGAACGUUGGUUAAGCUGGCUCGAAAUCCAAUGUUGGCAUUGCCUUCCGAACGUUGUAUUGAAAUGCUGAAACAUCUCUGUAGUGAUCCAAAUAAUCAUGUCUAUGUCAUUACUGGAAGAGAUCAAUAUCAAAUGACUGAAUUCGUAGGAGCCAUUAAGGAACUUGGUAUUGCAAGUGAACAUGGACUCUUUUGUAGACAUCCAAAUUCAGAAGAGUUCACCUCAUCGUUGUAUAAUAUUGACUUGGAAUCAUUGGAUUGGAUUGAAAUGGUCAGGGAAAUUCUGGAGCAUGUCUCGAGUCGAACUCCAGGUUCAUUUGUUGAGGUGAAACGAUCCUCUCUCGCAUUCCACUAUCGUAAUUCCGAUCCAGAUUAUGGCGAGUGGAUUGUCAAUGAACUCAAACUUCAUUUAGAAAUGGCUUUCAACUCUCUUCCAUUAGAAAUUAUAAAGGGAAGAAAUAAGGUAUUAGAAAUUCGACCUCAAUCGGUGAGCAAGGGUGCCUGUGCCAGAAAGUUGAUUGAGAGAGGAGAUUAUGGAUUCAUUUUCUGUGCUGGAGAUGAUAACACAGAUGAAGCCAUGUUUGAAGAGGUGGAAAGACACUCUCGCAAAUACCUCACACCCAUGUCACCCACACCUUCCACUCCCACAUUGGGAACACCAUCUCAAGUAACAAGUGGAAGUGAAUCUCCACCGUGGAGUCCAAAACCGGCACAAGGUCAUUCACCUCAAUCACCUCAUCGUUACUCUCCUGCUGUGGGUGGAUUUUCAAGAAAUACCUCCAAUAUUACACCAAAAAGCGUCUUUUCUGUUUUUGUUGGUAAUGAUAAGAUUGUCACUAAGGCAAGGUAUCAUGUAGGAAGUGUGGAUCAUCUCAUGAAACUGCUCGAGGGAUUGCCUGUCCCCUCAAAUCAUUAG